GAGGCCGAGGGUUCGGUGAAGAGACCCUGAGCUGAGAUCAAAAGGCCUGGGUUCACUCCUUCUGUAUCUAUCUGGCUGUCAAAUAGUGGGCAAAUCACCAAACCUCUCAUGCUCCUUUCCCACAUCAGUAAGAUAAAAGAUUAGACUCAGUGACCUCCUGGCUUUAAAAUUAGGAAUCUAGAGACUUCUGUAGGCUCAAGAUUUAGAAAAAGCCAAGUCUUUGGGUCUGGUGAGGUACACAGAGGAAAAAGAAGGGUCACUAAUGAGGCUGUCAGCAAGUUGGGAACAGGGUUUCACCUAAUUGGGCCUCAGGGGACAAGGGUUGCGCUCCUCACUGGGAGCAGAGUUGGUGGGGUCGGCGAGACGGGCCUCCCCUUUGGCCCGGGCCAUUUAAUCGAGCUACAUGUGGCAGGAAGAUGUGCCUGCCCAUGUCUCAAAGUCUCCCUCAGUCACUAAUGAGCUUACUGUUUUGGGUCCUUUGAAUUAUUCAUGUGUUCUUUGGCUGGCACCUGGGACAUUGCUGUGUGUGUUCUCUUUGUUCCUGCUAAGUUCUCUGUGAUCUGGAAAAUACUUGAUAGUUUUCUGCCUCUGCCUUACUUCCAUUCCCUGUUCCUGCCUUGCUCUCCCUGUCCUCACUGAAUUUUACACAUCCUUCCAGGCUCAGCUCACCUACGCCUCCAGGGUCCCCUGGCUUACAGUGGUUUAUCUCCCUGGUUUCUUAGGGAAAUAAAGCCUCUUAGGAGGUAGUUGGUGUGAAGGCUGUAUCUUCCCAACUGGUUUGUAAGCUAUUAAAAAGCAUGGGGCAUUCCUGGAACUUCUCCAUAUCCUCCCGGCCAUUGCCCAGUACCUGGCACAUUGUGUGGGUUCAGUAGUCUUGUAUGUUGGGAAGGGACCAGUGUGCUCAUCAGGUUUUCAUCUUCCAGUGUUCCUAGUUCCCAUUAAAUGUGUGUUUUGAACAGGCAUUGCUUUGGUUCCUGACCCUGACCCAGCCUUGGUCACAAUGAUUUGUCAUCACCUAGUCCCCUGGAGCUGCCAUCUCUUGGCCUAAUGGAACUGUUAAAGUUGGCUUUAUGAAACAGCACUUCCUCUUAUUUUCCCCAAAUCCACCCCUCAGUCUUUGUGGAAGAUAUUUUUACUGUAGACUCCAAACUCUUUAUUAUUUUAAGGAUUCUGAUCCUUCCCCCAUCUUAUCCUUUGACUUUACAGACCAAACUAAUAGAAGUUCUUUACAAGUCCCUUUCAGGAAGGAAGGGGUGGGGGACUAAUAUUGAGCAUCUCCUGGGUGUCUGUAUUAGGGCGUGAGGACAGGCUUAGGUUGGUUAAAUGAGUCUCCAUGGCAGAGCCGGGAAGUGAACCCAAGCUGAGCUGACACCAAGUUCAGCUCAUGAUCUGUCAGUCUGCACUGCUUUCUUCCAACCUGUCCGUGGUUUUGUUAUCUGGUGGUUUGGGGUUUUUUUGUUGUUGUUUCUUUGUUUUUGGUCUCCAUAUAGCUGUCCUCCUGGCCCUUGACCAUUUUACAUGAUUUCUAAAAGUGAUGUUGUGAGUGUGACAAAGAGACCUGUACACAGCAGGGCAGGUACAGCUGCCCGAGGUUCUUCCUAACGUGCUUGACAUUUCAGUUUGUAAUUAUUACUCUUCCUAUUGAUGCCAAGCCUCAGAUCCUUUUUUCUUUUUCAUUUUAGAUAUAUAACAAAACAUUUGCCGUUUCAACAAUUUUCACAUGUACAGUUCAUUGACAUUAAUUAUGUUGAUCAUGUUCAACCAUCACCCUUAACCUAGUCUCAAAUUUUACCGUUACCCUAACAGAAGCUCAGUGUCCCCUAAGCAUUGAAUCCUCCUUUCCCCUCUCCUACCCUGGUAACCACCACUCAUACCCUUUCUUGGUUGGUAGUGGAUUGGUGAGAGUUUAUCACCCUGUUAGAGUUGGAAUCAUUUGCCAUCAUUUCCCGGUUCUUGCCUCCAUUGAAUCUAUGGGCCAUUUAUCUGUCUGCUCACUGUCUCGAAGCUUCUUGUAAUUCAUCCCCAUUGGCUUGAAUUUUUAAUCCCUGGAAAAGCUUAGUGUCAUUAUCAUGCUUGGGUAGUACUCUGUAUUCCCUGCCCUCCAGUUUGUUUGUUUUAAUUUAAAAAAUUUAGAGUUAUGGUUUCAUGGGACAUCCCAGUUAAUUAGCCUAAUAACAUGUUUAGUGCUUCUGUUCUACCUCCUAGUUGCGUAGUACCUGGAGUCUUAAAAAUUUAUAAGUAGCCAUUCAAGGCACAAAUGGUCUCUAUUCACCUGGAGCAACAUAGGAAGAAGGGCAGCCAGGAAUAGGAGGAGGAUAUGGAAUGUACGGCUAAUUGUCUCCUUUGCCAUGAGACCAGAAGAACUGGAUGGUGCCCGGCUACCAUUACUGAACAUUUUGACCAAAGAGUCCAUAGAAGAACCCUGAUGAAAAGGGGAAAAUGCAGAACAGAAUCUUACAUUCUCAUGGGCUCUAGACUUACUGGAGCCAUGGAGGGCAGAUGAACCCCUGAAACUAUUACCCUGAGAUUAUUUUUAAACCUUAAUCCAAAAAUAUCCCCUGAAGUCUUCUUAAAACCAAGUAAUAGCUUACCUUAAGUAGUAAAAAGGUCUGCCUUAAGCAUUACGUGCUUUUAAGAACUAUCUGUAGGAGAUCAGAUUGAUAACAGCAACUGGAAAGAUUAGAUAGGAAUUUUAGGGGGCAAUGAGUUUAUGUAAAUGAGUGUUAUGAAUUGAAUUGGGUCCUCCACAAAUGUGUGUCUAGGCCAUGAUUCCCAAUAUUAUGUGAUUGUCCACCAUUUUGUCAUUUGAUGUGAUUUUCCUAUGUAUUGUAAAUCCUGCCUCCAUGAUAUUAAUGAGGCAGAAUUAGAGGCAGUUAUGUUAAUGAGACAGGACUCAAUCUACAAGAUUAAGUUGUGUCUUGGGUCAAUCUAGAGACAUAAAAGAGAAGUGAGCAGAGAGGCAGGUGGACCUCAUACCACCAAGAAACAAGAGCUAGAGAACAGCAUGUCCUUUGGACCUGGGGUUUGUGUGCUGAGAAGCACCUUGACCAGGGAAGAUUGAUGACAAGGGCCUUCCCGCAGAACCGACAGAGAGCGAAAGCCCUACCCUGGAGCUGGCACCCUGAAUUUAGACUUCUAGCCUCCUAGGCUGUGAGAGAAUAAAUUUCUCUUUUUUGAAGCCAUUACACUUGUGGUAUUUCUGUUACAGCAGCACUAGAUGACUAAGACAAUGAGAGAGGAACAACUCAGAAAAAAAGGGUAAAAGUGGUUGCACAACUCAAAGAAUGUAGUCAAUGUUACCAAGUUGUACAUGUAGAAAAUAGUAAAAAAAAAAAAAAAAUGUUAACAGAUUGUGAUAAAUGUAACUCAUGUCACUGAAAAAUUUGCAUGGAAAUUGUCAAAUGAGAAUCUAACUUCCUGUGUAAACUUUAACCUAAAACUCAAUAAAAUAUAUUUUUUUAAAAACUACAGAAAAGAAAAAAAAAAAACAUAAAACCUAUAUAUUCUCCACCCAAGUUUAGUAAAUGUUAACACUUUAUUACUGUGUCAAGUUUUUUAAUCAAAGAAGAAAUAAAAUGUUAAAGAUAAGUUGGAAACCUACCUGUUCCCCUCCCAGGCCCUUUCCCCGCCCUAGAAGCAGCCACUUUAAUAUUUUACUACAAUAUAUAGUAUUGAGUUUUUGGUUUUUGUGUAGCACAUGGAUGUAAUUUGCUCUUUUCCACUCAGUAUUUUUUGUGAGGUCUAAUUAUGCUAAUACGUGUGCCCAGCACUAUUCUAGGCACUGGGGAUACAAAAGAAUAGAAUAAAGCCCCUUUCUUUGUGGACUCUUCAUUCUGGGGUGCUGGGGAGGGCUAUGUGGUAUGAAUGUACCAUAAUUUAUUUAGCCUUUCCUCUAUUGAUGGGCCUUUAAAAUGUGCUUCCAUUUGCUCACCGUUAGAAACAAUGCUGCAAAGAGCAUCUGUCUAUGUGUCUCCUUGUAUGGAUGUACUAUGUACAUAGUUUGCAAACUUUUUCUCAAGGGGCCAAAUAAUAAAUAGGUUUAUGGGCCAUGUGGCCUCUGGUGCAACUACUCAGCUCUGCCUUUGUAGCACAAAAACAUUCGUAGACAAUACGUAAAUGAAUUACUCACAAACACUGGAACUUGAAUUUCAUAUUAUUUGUAUGUGUCAUGAAAUAUUCUUUUAUUGAUUUUUUUCCCCAGCCACUUAAAAAUGUCAAAAUCAUUCUUAACUCUGGGCAUACAAAAACAGGAAGCAGGCCAGAUUUGGCCAGCAGGUCAAGUCUGUUGAUCCCUACUGUAAGGCACAGGAGAAGUAGAAUGACUUGGCUGUAGGGUACACCCAUUUCCAUCUUGAGUAGUGUGGUGCAAUGGAUCACUUUUGUGUGGCCUUUCUCGCCGUGGUCUUAUAACUCUCACACAAGUGAUUGGGUGGACUGUACAAAUAGGAGCCCUGGUGGCACAGUGACUAAGAAUUACAGCUACUAAACCAAAGCAGUUCAAAUUCACCAGCCGCUUGGAAACCCUCUGGGGCAGUUCUACUCUGUCCUACAGGGCAGCUGUGAUUUGGAAUUGAUGCCAUGUCAACGGGUUUGAUUUGGUCUGUAAGGGGAUUGCUCAGUUUUGCCAUCCCACUGGGCUUGAAAUGAGCCAUUCCAGAGGCAGGAAAGAGAGGCCAAGAACAGAACGCCUCCUUUGGACCAAGGAUCCCUGCACUGAGAAGCUCCUGGAACCGGGAGACCCAGAGAGAGCGAGCGAGCUGUAACACUAAAGAAAGCGAGAAGUGGUGGCAGAGAAACGGAAGCAGGAAAGACUGGCAGGAGACGUGCAGUGGGCUUCCCUGCCCAGGGAGCAAGUAAGCUGAGCACCUUUGGGCCAAGCAUUACUGGCAGAGUAGGGUGCCUCUGGGCACUUAUUGGCAGAGCUAAAAGAGCUUUGUAACACUUGCCUGAAAAGGGCAGAGGCUGAGGGGCCAAAGAGAGGCAUGCUUGCAGCACGGCCGGGAACAGGCCGUCCUGAUGGAAGAGCUGUAUCCUUAGUGUUCCUGAACCUGAAUUAUAUAGCCUGUUACUUCCCUAAUAAACCCCUUAAUUGUGAGUAUUUUCUGUGAGUUCUGUUGGCCAAUGGAAUGAAUUAUCGAACUUAGCAGAGAAGUAGAGAGUGCCGUGGGAGGGACAGUUGGUGUCAGAAUCGGUAAAGGUGGUGGAGACGAGGCGUGUUUGACCACCACCUCAUAGGAGUCAGCCUUGGGCUGUUGAUCUUAGUCCUCCCUCCCCUUUAUGAAGUUAGAGGAGGUCAGACACUGCCCCUACGCCAUUUUUACAACUAGAUACUACUAAGUUGCUCUCCAAAGAGGUUUUACAAUCUCGGCUUCCCCCCAUCAACAAAUGAGAGUUACUCCAGAUCUUUAAUGCAGUUAGAUAAUGCUCCAAGCCCAGUGCCAGGUGAAAACAGGAAGUAUGAGGGGAAGUUGCCUGCCAGUUCCGACCAUUAAGAAAAACCUGAGAAAGCCUUUAGGAAGUUGUAAGGAUGAGUAACAGGAGUCCCUGGAAUCGGGCCCACUGCCAGGAGAUCAUUUUGGCCUCUGAGCUUCCGGACUUGCUCAGUUCCUGUGUGUCAUGGGUGGUAAUAAGCCCCUUGUUCUCCAUUUGGUCCUUAUUCUCCCCAGGCAAGGGGAGGGAGGCUGAAGUCUGGAUUGACCCCUUAUGUGUGACUUACAGCUAUCUGUACAGGAAGUAGUGAUGGGAACAGCAGGGACUUGGGAAGCUGACCUGACUGCAAACUCUGCCUGGCUCUGCCACUGACUAGCUCUAUGAUCUUGAAAAGGCCCUUUGCUUCUCUGAGGCCUUCCCUCGUCUGUGAGUGGGAAUGAUAUAUACAUGCUACAAGUUGGUUGAAAAGAUGAAAUGAGAGCAUGUAAUGGAAGGCGCCUGACACAUCAGAGGUGCUCAAAAUGUGCCAGCCAACAUGCGGAUCUUCUCCCUGUUGGAUGGAUGCUGGAACAUUUCCUGGAAUGGGAAGCUCACUCCCUCUGGAAGCAGCCCACUCCACCUUCCAACACUUCUGAGAAAAAACUCUUUCCUUCUGUUGAGCUGAAAACUGGCUGGCAGUGGCUUUCACUCCCUGUCCCCAUUCUACCUCUGAGACCACACAGCAACCCCUCCCUCUCUCCUCAGGCAGAAGAGCCUGUUUUCUUCAAAUCAUGACUUUGAGUACUUUCACCAUUCUGGUCCCCUUGCUAGAAUUAACAUUUUCUGAAGCAAAAAUUCACCACAAUUGGACUGUCAGUGAAGACAAAAGUUUGAGUCCAGAGCUGGCCUGCAUGUGUGAGGAAGGCCAUACAUUGAUUAAGACUUUGGCAAAGGGCCGGCCUUGGUUCCAACACUUUGUUGCUACACCUGCCUCUCUACCCCUGAGAUGCUAGGCACAGAGCUGUACUCUGUGUGGUGGCAAAUCGCCUAGCCUGAGGUGAAGUCAGCGCUGUAUGUACUGGCCCGUGUUGCAGGGGGACCAGGUGGCAGUAGGGCAACCAAUCAGCUGAUGAAGUCCCUACCAGCUAUGGCCACCAGGGGGCACUCCAGCCCCAGAGAUGGUCCCUGACCAACAGGCCAUCUCUUCAUCCAGGGAUGUCUCUGUUCCUUGGAACACUAGAAGCCCUGCUGCUGCUGGUCUGGCACUCUGCACUCUGGACAGUGCAAGAAGCCACCCCCCUGGGCCCUGCCAGCUCCCUGCCCCCAAGCUUCCUGCUUCAGUGCUUAGAGCAAGUGAGAAAGAUCCGGGCCGAUGGAGCGGUGUUGCAGGAGAGGCUGGUGAGUGGGGAAGGCGGCGAACACGCAGAUGCCCUGAGAAGAGGCAGUGGGGAGAGCUGCAGAGAGACGGAAGGGAUAAGGGCCAUGAGGGGAGGGAGAUAUGGGAAGACAGCAGAAGAGAGGUGUCAGGGAGGGACAGGAGAGCAGCCAUACAUGCGGGAAAUGGAAGAAAAUCCGGAGCCCACUGGGAAGAAGCCUGGGGAGCAGAACCUCUGGGAAUGGCGCUGGGGUGGGAGUAGAGGCAGCGGAUCAGAAGGGCCGAGGGCCCAGGACCGGAGCAUCAGCAGUAGGGGAGAGGGUGGGGUGGGGCUGAGAAGCCUGGCAGGAUAUGGAGUGCAGGGGAGACCACAGAGAGGUGAGGAGGAUCAAGGGGAGCCAGCCACCCUGGCACUGGCCCCUCACUCUGCAUCUCCCCACCCCCAGUGUGCUACCUACAAGCUGUGCCACCCUGAGGAGCUGGUGCUGCUCGGGCACUCUCUGGGCAUUACCCAGGCUCCCCUGAGCAGCUGCUCCAGCCAGGCCCUGGAAGUGGUGAGUGUCUGUCUGGAGGGGAGGAAGGAGGGGGAACCCACACCCCCUGUGCCUGGGCUCUCCAGAUCCCCAGGCUCCAAGCUGGGGGCCCGCCUCCCAGCCAGCCAGCCACCCCCUAACCCUCAUAUUGUGUCCCUCCAGGUGGACUGCCUGCACCAACUCCACAGUGGCCUCGUCCUCUACCAGGGCCUCCUGCAGGCCCUGGCUGGGACUUCCCCUGAAGUUGCUUCCACCUUGGACCUGCUGCACCUGGAUGUUGCUGACUUUGCCAUCAACAUCUGGCAGCAGAUGGAAGACAUGGGUGUGGCCCCCACAGGGAAGCCCACCCAGGGCCCGAUGCCGACCUUCACCUCUGCCUUCCAGCGCCGGGCAGGAGGUGUCCUGGUUGCCUCCAACCUGCAGAGCUUCCUGGAGCAGGCAUACCGGGUCCUGCGCUACCUUGCCCAGCCCUGAGCAAACCCCUCCCCAUGCAGUGUAUUUAUCUCUAUUUAAUAUUUAUCUUUAUUUAAACCUAAUAUUUAAAGAAGGAAGAGUGAGAAAGAGCCCCAGGCUUCUGGGCCUUUCCCUCUAUCUCCCUGUUCUCUGGUCCCCUGAACUGGGAGGUAGAUAGGUAAAUACCAAGUAUUUUAUCUCUGCAACGGCUCCAGUGCCUGGCUCUGUGGUGGGCACUGGGAAGAGCCACCGUGAACCCCCUGCCCCGAGGGCACCCACCUUGGAGCCCUCGGGAGCACCAGGAGGUCUCCCACGUGGGAGACAAGACAUCCCUGUUUAAUAUUUAAACAGCAGUGUUCCCCAACUGGGUCCCUGUAACUCACACUCUGGCCUCCACUUGCCUCGUGCACGACCAGGUCCCCUUGUCCUACUUUCCUUCUGUUCCUCUCCCGCACAGGCACCAAGGCCUGGACAAGCAGAUGCCAGAGCUGGGAGGUUUGGCCCUGGGGUUCCAUGACUUGGCUGGGGACUCUAGCUUUUCAAGAGUUUUGGGUAGGGGGGGUCUUUUGACUCCCAGCAAGGAGCUCAGGCAUCACUGGCAUUUCUCACACUUUUCGGGAUGCCCUAUAAAGACAUGAGAGGAGCAUGACAGGCACACAACACCGGCCCAUGCCCCAGCAGGGUCAGGACUCAGACUCCUUUUUACCGCCGGGCAGAUGGUCAUGUAUUUGCCCUCCUAGACCGGGAUUGGGACUGUGGGAGGGAAAUGAUGGGGGUGGGGGCGUGACACAAGACAGGCUGAAAGGGAAUCUCAGCUGUUUACCCUCUACCUCUGCCCUCACUUUCUCACUGCAGCCAAGCUUCAGGAUAAUAAAGUGUUUGUCUCUAAAAAAUGUCUUCCUCCUUCUUAGUCCAGCUGGUGCCUCGCCAGGGGUUAAGGGUGUGGUGAGUGGCGGGAGCGGCUGGAGGGAGGGGAAGAGGAGGUGCAGGGACAGUCCAUCUUUCGCAUUUAUUUCUUCGAGUACUUACUCUGUGCAAACACUGGGCUAAGUGUAGGGAACCAGCAGUGACCAAAGCAGACAUGGUCCCUGCCCUCAUGAAGCCACAGCCCAGUGUGGAAGACAGAGGACAGGUCGAUCAUCCGGCCACGGAGAGGAGAGAGAGCUGGCUCCACCCUAUGGCCUUCAGACUGGGGUGAAGCACAGGGCUCAUCCAUUUACUGCCUUCCAGAAACACUAGCCCAUCCACCUCCAACUCGGCUCAGAACUCAAAUUUCAAGCCCUGCACUCCUCUCCCUCAUCAAGCUCUGCCUCUGACCUGGGGGACUGAGCUCAUCACCGCUUGUCACUUUCCUGCUGGGCUCAGGCUCAUGGAAUGAGGCGGCCCAAGCUCACACCUGAGGAGGGUGGGCAGACAUGGAGGAGACAUGGUUCCCACCACAGGUGCCAGGUCAGGUUCUUCACAUUCUGCGCCCAAAGACUCCUGUUUGGGCCCUUGUGGCCCCACUAGAUGUGGGGAGGUCAAGAUGGCCAAGCAGUACCUGUUCCACCAUGUUCAGCUCCUCAGUCACCUCACUGCCCUUCCCUACACAGUUCCUUAGAAAGCAGGGUCUGGCUGAGCAGGACCACGAACCCCCAGCAUCAAGCUCAGGGUCCUUCAUCUCUGUCUGUCCUGAAAAAAUCGGGAGAUGUGUGGAACAGGCAAGGAAAGGUUAAACAGAGUUCCUGUCCCUCAACCCAACACCCCAGGCCUUCUCCUGAGGGGACAGACCAGACUCUGGGCAAGUCAGCCUCUCGGUGGGGCUGGCCUGGGUUGGGAAUGACAAAAGAACAGGACACCCUACCCCACCAUCGGUGAGGCCUUUAGCCAAAGCCUCUCCCUUCUGAGGACAAGUCUGACUUUGGGGGGUUGGGGGACAGGGUGGCUGCUCUCACCCCCCAAGCCCUUCCCCGAGCUGAGGGAACACAGAAACCUGAGCUCAGCCCUCUUGUACGUCUCCUCCUUCUCAACCACAGGACCGAGUUUCUCCCCAGGCAGCAGGACAGGGAUUCCCAGACGACACUGGUCCCCACCCCUAGUCAGCACAGGCCCUGACGGCACUCAGCCACAAAGGGAUCCAUGAAGGUCUUUAUUUA
Loxodonta africana (African savanna elephant) is the source of this 9905-nucleotide messenger RNA. RefSeq names its product colony stimulating factor 3 (gene CSF3). The record is from RefSeq and is a predicted model, not a curated record. Lineage: Eukaryota; Metazoa; Chordata; Mammalia; Proboscidea; Elephantidae. The coding region runs from base 6625 to 7791 and encodes 388 amino acids. Gene Ontology annotation, cellular component: extracellular region. The transcript is spliced from 4 exons. Gene Ontology annotation, molecular function: granulocyte colony-stimulating factor receptor binding; cytokine activity. Gene Ontology annotation, biological process: immune response; positive regulation of myeloid cell differentiation.